AUAAGCAGAGUUCAAAAAGAACAUUUGCUUUUUUUCUCUUAACCCCUGGAUUUUGUCGACCGCAGGAUUUCAUUUCUCUCGAGAUGCCUCGUGGCAGGUCUCAUCGUAGAUCUGAGGCAGCUCGUAGGCGACUUGAAGUCACCCGAACUGAGCGCAUAGGGAUACAGCAACCUUCUGUCGAUUUCGUGCCACUUGGUGGUACAGGAAAGAGACACAAAGUUAGGAAAUGGGAAGCCAGUUUGGUGACGCCUCACCAACACAAACUGGUUAUUCCUGAUGGGAGCCCUGAUAAGCAAUUCAUCCUGGUUAUCGGUGCCUCCCAUCUGCGGUCAUUUGCAGACGGCAUCGUUCGUAUGCCAGCCGGUCGCUUUGUUUUCGGAUUCAUGUCGACUCCGGGAGCAGCAGCAAAUGACCUUCGCCUAGAGGUACUUAAUGCUGAAGUAUCUCGGGAGCCUGAUGCAGUUUGCAUUCUGGCUACGUCCAACGACCUUACAGCCAGCAACACGCCAGAACAAGCGGGACAAUCCUUUGAGAGGUACCUGAAGGCUGUUCUCAGUCGCUGGCCAAAGGCUUUUUGCAUGUCAAUGGUCCCGCGUCUAACGGAGCCUGGGGAGAAAUUGAACUUCUAUAAUCAAGAGUUCCACCACAGGGCGAAACGUCUGGGUGUAAGUUUUACAUCCAUCGCUGAAUACUACCCCCGGAGCCGUCGCCAGCUGUGGUGCCGUGAUGGUGCAGAGACGGCACAUGACAGGGUGCUUGUCUGUGAUGUUCAGCGUUCUCCCUGUCCUGGGGAAACAUCCGAGGGUCCUGCUGCUGCUCCUGUUCCUGUUGCUGUUGCCGGUGCGAUGCCUGGUGGUGCGGCAAUCCAGGCCCUCUGA
This is a messenger RNA of Cyprinodon variegatus (sheepshead minnow), 878 nucleotides long. RefSeq lists its product as uncharacterized. Lineage: Eukaryota; Metazoa; Chordata; Actinopteri; Cyprinodontiformes; Cyprinodontidae. The record is from RefSeq and is a predicted model, not a curated record. Bases 84 to 878 code for a protein of 264 amino acids. The transcript is spliced from 8 exons.